GCCGUUGAAGCAGGUGGUGGCACGUUAGCGGAGAGGCCAGCGGCUCGUCGACGCGUCUACCUGACCGCCUGAGGUGUCGCACGGUGACGGCCGUGCUACAUUCCGUGUGAGCGCCGCCUGAUUUAGGAGAGAUGCUGCACAGCCAGGCGGCCGAGGACAACAAGGACGUGCUGCUGGCGGCUGUGCGUGACCUCGCCCUCGCCCCGGGCAGUCACGUGCUCGAAGUCGCCUCGGGCACCGGGCAGCACGUGACGCACCUGGCCGACCACCUGCCCCAGCUCACCUUCCACCCGUCGGACGUGAACGCGCACAUGCUGGCCACUAUGCACCAGCGCCUGACGGCCGCGCCCCGGGCAAACGUGUGCGAGCCGCGCGUGGUGGACGCGGCCGACCCGGACACGUGGUGCGCCAUACGCGGCGCGUGCUUCAGCUGCCGCCAGCGCCUGCAGGCGGAGGACGCCAGCUGGGGGCUGCGCGACGUCGAUGAGCUAGUCGGCCGCGCCGAAGGCUGCGGCUUGCGGCUAGUCAGCGCCGCGCCGGCCGGUCUCAACCAGACGCUGCUGCUCUGGAGGAAACGGGAGCGGACUGACGGGGGAUGGGGCAUCGAGCAGGAAACACGAGAAAACGACAGUGGGACACCGUGCACGGAGACUUGA
Pollicipes pollicipes is the source of this 656-nucleotide messenger RNA. RefSeq names its product methyltransferase-like 26. The record is from RefSeq and is a predicted model, not a curated record. The coding region runs from base 132 to 656 and encodes 174 amino acids. Lineage: Eukaryota; Metazoa; Arthropoda; Thecostraca; Pollicipedomorpha; Pollicipedidae. The transcript has 3 exons.